This is a messenger RNA of Pseudocercospora fijiensis CIRAD86, 1046 nucleotides long. RefSeq lists its product as uncharacterized. The transcript has a single exon. The coding region runs from base 1 to 558 and encodes 185 amino acids. NCBI's taxonomy places the organism in Eukaryota, Fungi, Ascomycota, Dothideomycetes, Mycosphaerellales, Mycosphaerellaceae. The record is from RefSeq and is a predicted model, not a curated record.
AUGAGCUUGCCGCCUCCGGCACAGCUCAGGUCGUACAGUACAAGUCCAGUUCCAGUACGGCGAGAUCAAUCUGGUCCGAGACGUGUUGUUGAGCUUGGCGAGCUCCUUUCACAGCCAACGUGGUCAGUGGCCUCGCUUUUACCAGCUCUUCAAGAUGGCAUGCCGAAGGUUAGCUCCCAGCAGUUACACCAUCUGCUCAGGUUGUCAGCGCUGCCACCACCCAAGGAUCUGGAGGAGGAGGGCAAAAUGCUUGCCACCCUGUCCUCGCAGCUCCACUUUGUGAGAGAUAUUCAAAGGGUCAAUACUGAAGACGUGAAACCACUCUCAAGCCUCAGGGACGAAACAUCGCAGGGUGAGAAGGAAGCAGAGCUUGGAAUGAACGCGCUGAAGAGCGCGCUCGCAAAUGAGGAGCUCAGAGGACAACACCAUAAGCGCGUCAGACGAAAGCACGAGAGACAACAAGGACAAGACCAAGAACAAGACCGUUGGGAUGUCCUAGGAAAUGCUUCCAAGAAGACCGGAAGAUAUUUUGUCGUGGAAGGAGGCAGGCAACGAUGAAUCCUGCAUGCGCUCUUUAGGGAGGGCUACACAAUAUCGCGAGACAGUGAGAUGCUGGCUGCGCUGGAGCUUUGUGAAGCGUGAAGGGCUGCAUGGCACUUUCUUUCAAGUCCAUUCACCGUUGCGCGGUUAUUGGACUCGGUGUUCGAAAGAGCCGCUGCCCCCAAGCUCCUACAUGCGCACUUAUCUUCAGCAUUUCGAUAAUAUCAACUUCGCACAAGUCGUAGUCGCAGCCUGGGCCAGCCAGCCGACGCCCAACACAUACCCAAACGUAGAGCUUGCUGCACGGACCAAACCGCAUGUUUCGACGCCUCUACUGCGCCUCACGAGUGGCCCCAAUCGGCCAUUCACCUUUGUAAGAUCGACACUGCCCGGCGUGAUUACCGUCAAGCAUGUUUGACAGCUGCAAAUACCCGUGGUCCUACGAGGAUUCUCAGAGGACAACCACAAACGAGGUCCGAUGGAUGUAUCGCGUGGUCGGGGGUAGU